This is a messenger RNA of Halteromyces radiatus, 685 nucleotides long. RefSeq lists its product as uncharacterized. Lineage: Eukaryota; Fungi; Mucoromycota; Mucoromycetes; Mucorales; Cunninghamellaceae. The transcript has a single exon. The record is from RefSeq and is a predicted model, not a curated record. Bases 42 to 596 code for a protein of 184 amino acids.
AAAAAAAAAAAAAAAAUUAUAUCAAUCAUAUCAAGGAAAAUAUGAAUAAUACCUCUUCAAACCAGUUCAAGAUGAAUCCCAAUGAAAGCAAUGAUUUUGGCACCAUCCUGGAUCCCCAAACGUUUAACUUGCUUACUAUCGUUGGUGGACAAGUUGUGGACACGCAACCUUUAUUCGAUAAAGAAGAUGGUGAGAUAGUUGAUAAUCAGCCACUUGACAAUCGGGGACCUACCUCCAAAAGUUCACUAAAUGUAAAUAAUAAUCCCUUCUUUGAACCCAAACCUUUUUUGUGCACAUUAGAAGACAUAAAACAAUUAGUGCACAUGAAUAUACCUGGAUACUUGUAUAAGGUCGCAAUCCUCAAAGAGAAACAACUAGAGAUAGCAAAAGAAGAAAAGGAGAGCCUAAUUCCUCUUGUCCUUCAUUUGGCGCACAAAAAAUUUAAAAAACCAAGUAACCAUGCUGACCGACAACAAUACGUGAAAGAUCAAAACCGUUACAUACAGCAUCUGUUGGGGGAUGUCAUGCCAGCUGGCGUAAUACGUAACUUCCUAGCAAAAAUAAAGAGAAAUGACGAGUGGUUGGUAAACGAAUAAGAUGGAGGCCCAUCUUUUCUAGGUGCGUAGGAUGUCAACGACAACAAAAAAAAAAAAAUUUUUAAAAAAAAAAAAAAAAAAAAAAUUAU